Molecule: messenger RNA, 1467 nt
Organism: Penicillium hordei
Lineage: Eukaryota; Fungi; Ascomycota; Eurotiomycetes; Eurotiales; Aspergillaceae
Exons: 12
Coding region: 1-1467 (488 amino acids)
Biological process (GO): transmembrane transport
Cellular component (GO): membrane
Molecular function (GO): transmembrane transporter activity
Source: RefSeq, a predicted model, not a curated record
AUGUCGCUAAAAUCCCCAGCCGAGGCGGAUGUCGAUUCGGCGACGCAGAUAGUUCAGAAACAACCCAAGCGUAAAUGGGUCAGCUACAUUUGGGACACAUUUGACAAGUCACCAGAGGAGCGUCGCUUGCUUUUCAAAUUGGAUUCGGCCAUCCUAACGUUUGCAUCGUUGGGGUAUUUUAUCAAGUAUCUGGAUCAAAUCAAUAUCAACAAUGCAUUUGUCUCUGGAAUGAAGGAAGACUUGGGCAUGUACGGCAAUGAACUUAACUACAUGCAGACAUGUUGGACUAUCGGCUACGUUAUUGGAGAAAUUCCUAGCAAUAUACUCCUCACUCGUAUCAAGCCGCGAUAUUGGAUUCCAGCUAUGGAGCUUCUCUGGACAGUUCUCACAAUGUCCUUGUCCCGGUGUAACACGCCUACUCAGUUCUAUGUUCUUAGAUUCUUCGUUGGCCUCGCUGAAAGUACUUUCUAUCCGGGAAUGCAAUAUAUCAUCGGUUCUUGGUACCGGAAAGACGAGUUGGCAAAACGAUCGUGCAUUUUCCACACGAGCAGCGGAAUUGCCAGUAUGUUUUCUGGUUAUCUGAUGGACGCGGUUUACCACCUAGGAGGACAAGGAGGCUUCAAGGGCUGGCAAUGGCUGUUUAUUAUCGAUGGGGUCAUUUCCCUGCCCGUGGCCAUUAGUGGAUUCUUUAUCCUUCCCGAUGAGGUCAAUCUCGCCCAAACGCGAAUGAAAUUAGAAGGGAGACAGAACAGAAAGCCAUACACAAAGUCAAAGCUGAAGAAAAUCUUCACCUCGUGGCACAUCUACCUUCUGACCUUGCUUUACAUAUGUUUCAACAAUGGUGCUGCUGGAAGUCAGCCUAUCUUCCAACAGUUCCUCAAAAACUCAAAAGAUCCUGUAUAUUCAAUCAGCCAGAUCAAUUCGAUACCAACCACCACCCCAGCGGUUCAGGUCGUGACAACCCUCGCUUACGCAUGGAUCUCGGAUACUAUCCUGGACGGCAGCCGUUGGCCCCCAGUCAUCUUCGGUGCUUGCGUCAACAUCAUAAGUUACGUCUCGCUCGCAGUUUGGGAUAUUCCGAUAGGAUGGAAAUGGACUUGUUACAUUAUCAGCGGGGCUGGAUAUGGACUGAGUGGUCUGUUAAUGGCAUGGGCGCAUGAGAUAUGCUCUGAAGAUAACGAGGAGCGGUCCUUGGUCAUCGGAAGCAUGAACGAAAUGGCUUAUGUGUUCCAAGCCUGGCUGCCUCUUGUUGUAUGGCAGCAGGUCGAUGGGCCAGAAUACCGAAAGGGCUUCAUUACUGUCACCGUUCUGUCUGUUAUUUUGAUUAUCGGUACUUUCGUUGUUCGAUUCCUUCACAAAAGAGAGAAACUGCGAAAAGGGAAUCAGACAUACAAGGCCGAGAUGGAAGAAAGUUCCUCGGAUUCUCAAGAAACGACCACUACUGAGACAAAGCCUGUCAAGGCUUGA